GUGACUGACGGGCGACUGGCAAAGGUGCAACACGUCAAGAACCGUCCGACCUUGCUCAGCACGUGUGGACGGAUGACCCACCCAAGAAAAUACGUCAUUCGGUUCGGAACGCCACAGCCCCCGUUUGCAAGUUGUCUUUGGUGUAAGAAGCCUUGGGAAAAGAGUUCUGCCGGACAUUUUCAGGUUCCUUUCGGACGUCAAAGUUGUGCAAAACUUGAGGCAUCUCCACGAAUUGUGUUUGCCUUGUGCAUCCAAAUCCCACGGGUUGCCCACAUGAACUUGUCGCUCGGUGAGCCGCGCGACCCAAACUUCUUUGCGCGAGAACACCUUUUCCUGCAGCAAGCGUUUGAACCGAGAAUCGAGGCGCUCUCUUUCUCUCGAGUCUCUGUAAACCGUUCCUCCCAGCGCCACGCUUCUUGCAACGACUGCUACGAGCAGCCAUCUCCAGUGGCGUUGUCGUUCUGCAAGAUCCCCACCGUCGAAACGGCCGUGGCUGGCCAUAAAAUCCUUAGCCUCAACACCCGUUGCCCGGCGCUGCUGUGA
Pyricularia pennisetigena is the source of this 543-nucleotide messenger RNA. RefSeq lists its product as uncharacterized. NCBI's taxonomy places the organism in Eukaryota, Fungi, Ascomycota, Sordariomycetes, Magnaporthales, Pyriculariaceae. The transcript is spliced from 2 exons. The record is from RefSeq and is a predicted model, not a curated record. The annotation marks the transcript as partial.